This is a messenger RNA of Benincasa hispida (wax gourd), 2399 nucleotides long. RefSeq names its product transmembrane protein (Protein of unknown function DUF2359, transmembrane). The record is from RefSeq and is a predicted model, not a curated record. NCBI's taxonomy places the organism in Eukaryota, Viridiplantae, Streptophyta, Magnoliopsida, Cucurbitales, Cucurbitaceae. Gene Ontology annotation, cellular component: Golgi apparatus; endoplasmic reticulum.
CGAUUCGAUCUCACGGACCUCCUUCCAUUCCUCUCUUUCACAUAAUUUUUUCUUCAUUCAAUUCAUCAUUCUCCUCCUCCUUCUUCAUCUCAAUCUCAAUUCCUUUUCUUUUCUGUUUGGACCCAGUAGAAUUGUUUUCUGAUUCUCAGUUGAAUUCCAUUUCCCUAUCAUUAUCAUCCUCAACCAUGGAGGACAAGCACGUUGCUUUCGAAUCCGCCCCUACAAAUGAAGAUCACGACGCCCCCAUUUCUCACACCCAUGUUGACCAUGGCUGGCAGAAGGUUACCUACCCUAAGCGCCAAAGGAAGACGGCCAAGCCCUCUAACGAUGUUGUUCCCGGCAAGAUCGUGUCUAAUGGUACCGUUCCUGGCGCGGACAACGUUUUUCGUUCGCUUGAGCAGAAAUUUGAGGAGCGCCGCCGCCGAAUUGUGGAGGCGCAGAAGGCGACUGCUAUUGAUGACGACGAGGCUGUUCCGGUUAGAUCGAAGAUCAGGUCUGAUGAUGAGGAUGGCGAGGAUAGUGAUGGAGAGGGUGCGGAGAAUGGAAAACCUAACGAGGAGGCUAAGAAGGUGAAGCAGAAGAAACCGAAGAAGCCUAAGAUUUCGGUGGCUGAGGCGGCUGCGAAGAUUGAUGUGAACGAUCUGUUGGCGUUUUUGACCGAUGUGUCGGGCUCGUACGAGACUCAGCAGGAUAUUCAGCUGAUGAGAUUUGCGGAUUAUUUUGGUCGCGCAUUUUCGGGCGUGAGCGCUUCUCAAUUUCCGUGGGUCAAAACGUUAAGGGAGUCUCCGGUAGCUAAGAUUGUUGAUAUCCCCCUCUCUCAGAUUUCUGAGGAUGUUUAUAAGGCAUCGGUUGACUGGCUUAACAAACGUUCUCUUGAGGCGCUCAACUCUUUUGUUUUAUGGUCUUUAGAUAGCAUUCUUGCUGACUUUGCAAUCCAACAAGCUAGUACCAAAGGCUCUAAAAAGGGAGUACAACAUGCUUCAUUGAAAUCGCAGGUUGCCAUCUUUGUAGUCCUAGCAAUGGUAUUACGAAGAAAGCCUGAUAUCUUAUUUCACGUAUUGCCAACAAUAAGGGAAAACUCAAAGUAUCAAGGACAGGAUAAGCUUCCAGUACUUGUCUGGAUGAUAGUUCAGGCUUGUCAAGCAGAUCUUGCAAUAGGACUUUAUGCAUGGGCACAUAACCUUUUGCCCAUAGUUAGUAGUAGAAGUUGUAAUCCCCAAUCUAGAGAUCUAAUUUUGCAGCUAGUUGAAAGAAUUUUGUCCACUCCAAAAGCUCGUACUAUUCUAAUAAAUGGUGCAGUAAGGAAGGGGGAGCGAUUGAUUCCGCCUUCUUCAUUUGAAAUACUUCUACGGGUUACUUUCCCUGCAUCGUCAGCUAGAGUGAAGGCUACUGAAAGGUUUGAGGCUAUCUAUCCAACCUUGAAGGAGGUUGCACUUGCUGGCUCUCCUGGUAGUAAAGCAAUGAAACAAGUUUCACAGCAGAUAUUUAGUUUUGCUGCCAAAGCAGCAGGAGAAAGUGUUCCAGAGCUAUCUGGAGAAGCAACUAACAUUUUCAUUUGGUGUUUAACUCAAAAUGUUGAUUGCUACAAGCAAUGGGACAAGAUUUAUCAGGAUAACCUAGAAGCUAGUGUCUCUGUUUUGAAAAAACUUUCUGAUGACUGGAAAACACAUUCUCUAAAACUAGCUCCAUUUGAUGCUUUGAGAGAAACAUUAAAAAGUUUCAGAAUCAAGAACGAGAAGGCAUUGGCUGAUGAAGAAGAGAGCGAUCGCCAAUCAAAAUACAAGGAGGCAGAUAAGUAUGCUAAGGCAAUGCAGAGCAGGGUUUCACGAGGCCAUGGAUGUCUUAAAAGUAUGGCUUUUAUCGUCAUCGCUCUAGGUGUUGGUGCUGCAGUCAUGUCGCCAAACAUGGAGUCUUUGGAUUGGGAGAAACUCACUGCUUUCAUCCCACAACACUCUUUCUGAGUUGGCCCUUCCUGCAUUGUCAGCCAACCGUUUCGAAUUUCGAUGUUUUCCGCCUUCGAUGAAGCCGACCUUGGCUCCUUUUCGGGGUCAGGAAACCGAAAAUCCUCUGGUAACAGAAUUGCACCAACUAAGUCAGCCCUUUUAUAUCCUUUUUGUGUUCCUCAUAGGGAUACAAAAGUAGUGGUAGUAGUAAGGUUUUUAAGUUAAUACUGCUCAAAAAGGCUCAAUAGCCAUUUUAGCAUCUUUUGAUUUGAUUUUUGACUUUUUUCUUUUCUCUUUUUUUUCUCCAUUUGUUGUUAGAUUUGUUUAUGUUAUUUGCCCUCUCUAACCUUCACAGUCUUGGCAGUAGAUCAAAAAGGGAGUUGGAUACAAAUGUAAUUUCGGAAGAAAGAAUGUGUUUCAUUUUUAUAUGGGAAUUUUGUAACCUUUAUUUUUUUU